GCGCGUUGGCCGCACCGCGGCGACACUGCAGCGGCAAGGGUGUUACGUCACGUAGAAAUGACGUGCUAAUGGUUAAUGGCUUCCAUUCGGUCGAGCUAGGCUUUUAUGAGCGAGCCAGAAUCCAAUCCAAAGAAAACACAUGAGAUAUGAUGCGAUCGGCCGGUAGAAUCAUGAAAAUAUGAUCGCCUGAGCGCCAUACGAUCGCGAUAGAGAUUAAUAUUUGACCGGAGACGGAUCGGUCGUCCGCGAAUUACGUGCUGAAAACUGCUUUGCACGAAGAGGAACGACGUAACCGUUAUACAUUCUCACAUCGUCCCUACGUACUGGUUUCGGACCUGAUGCAAGGAACAUCGAGGUUCGCCGCGACGUUGCAGGACAUACAUCGCACUAGGUGACAUGCCUAGCACUCGUGAUAUUGAACGAGCCGAACGCAAUGGGAGAUUUCGUUCACGAAGAAGAGACAGCGCGAGCAGUGACGUGAACCGGCAGCACAGCUUUGACGGUAUCGACAAGCGACACAGGAGACAUGGCAAAAGUAAGAGCUCCGGAAAGAAGAAGAAGAAACGUUCGCGUGACAAGUCACUCGAAACAAUUCCAACUGUAGCUUCAUCCGUAGUGAAACCAUUAGUUGAAUAUUCCGAUGUGAGUAGCGAAGAUCUUUCGGAGCCCGAAGCGGGAGAGAUACAAUCGGAGGACAGUCGCGCUAAUAGUUAUACGGACGGAGAAGUACCUGAAUCGUUCCUUCAAAGACGGUAUUAUGGCGGUAGCCCGGUCCGCACUCUUGGAGCGUCGCCUAUCAGCCUGUCUCCGUCACCGUCGACUCAACAUCGACACUCCAAUAGACGGUACUCGUUGUCGAACGAGCAACAACAACAAUCGGCGACGAUGCAUGGCGCGACGCCUGAAUACGAAGAGGAAUCGAGACGGUAUGCUCGACGAAAGGAGAAGAAGCAUAAGCGCGAGAAAAAGAAGAAAAGAAGUUCGAGUCCGUCGUCGAAUUCGGGAAAGAAGAAGAAGAGAAAAUCCAAGAGGCAUUCUCACAGCAUGAGCCCGCAUCGCGCGGUCACCGAGGAAAUCGGAGGAAUUCCAAGUCCAAAUCGCGAGAAGCAGCUGCGAGAAUCAGCUAUCGCUUCCAUUAAUUGGUCAGAAUCGCCACCGUUGCCGCUCAAAGACAACAUGUCGCCCAUUUCACCGGCUACGCCGCGUGAACAAAGAUGCCACAGUGACGACCUAGUGGAACUAGAAAUGUCGCGGCAGGUAUCUCGAAAUGUCACUCCGCCGUCUCUCUCGGCGACGCGUGGCCAAGUCGAGUCGCCGCACACGCCUCUAAUGCCUCCAUGCGCUACGACGCCGGAGAAUAAGACUUGCCCAGUUGCCAUACCCAAGCACUGCAGCCCCGAUCGACAGAAACGUAGUCUCAGUCCCAUCCACGUGACGCGCCCUCGUCCCAGCGUUAGUCCCGGACCUGUGGGGAUAAAUCGCAGAAGACCGCACAGCCCGAGUCCACCAUCGAGACGAAGAGAUCACAGUCCACCUACGCGAAGAAGAGACUUUAGCCCUACGCCGGUGCUCCACAGACUGAGGCAUAGCCCGAGCCCGGCCACUGUCAGACGGCGAGAGUUUAGUCCGAGUCCCGGAAGCAGCCACAGGCGACGAACCGACAGCGGAAUUAUCUCCCCUAAACGUAGAAGACGAGACGAGCCAUCCGAUCGACGUAGUCACCGGGUUCACGACAAGGAUAGGAGGGACAAGCGAAAAUCAAGAUCGACUAGGAGUCCCACUGGAAGCAGAUUACAUUUGCCUUUGUCUCGAUCGCGAUCACGCAGUCCGGCAAGAUGGCGAAAACUAUCUCGCUCGAGAUCGCGUUCGCGGCCCAGAAGGAGUCGCACUCCGAAAAGAUCGCGCUCGCCCAGCAAAUCUCGCAAGACUUCGAGAAAACUCAAAUCGAAGAGUCCGCGUCCCAGAAUACCUUCUCCUUCUCCUCACAGGGCUCGUGCUAGAAGUCCAUCGAGCAUCACCGCUCGAAACCUCCGAGUCCAAGCAAAGAUCAGCGAGACUAGUCUUUUCGCGGAACUCGUCAAAGACCGUAACAUGAGGGAAUUGGCGUUUAAGAAGUUACAAGCCGCAAAGGAAAAAGUCGGGAAUCAAGAUGAGGUGCAAAUCAUAGAGAGCAUCGACGAGAAAGACGGUGAUGGUAACGCGAUCUCCGAAAAUAAAGUUUCCACUGACAAUAAGGACAGAUCUACAAAUCACAAGGAGCAGCACGUGAAAGCUGGCGAUAACGUGGUUGAUGUCACCGAUAUUCCCGUUCCGACGAGCGACGACAGUGCUGUAACGUGCAAAACGCCACCGUUACCACCAACAGGUCAACCAAUCGGUGUUCCAUUACCUAAUCCGAUAUCCGCUGCGAUGAAUCCACUCGUUUCUCACUCAAGCAUUGUACAUACCUCGCCCAAUCCACCGUCGAUAAUGCCCAACAGUUGUCCGAUCGUGUCGCAUAGCCCAAAUUUCUCGGCUCCCGCCCCUGGAGUACAACCACAACAACCACCACCGCCGCCACCGCCGCCGCCACCGCCACUGCCACAAUCUGCUGAAUCCAUGUCGACGCAAGUGUCCGCCCCUUUGCCUAUGUCGGUGCCGCCAAUUCCACCUACACCAAUUUUACCAAAUAUGUCUGUCCCACCACCACCGAUUCCCGUUCCAGCGCCUAAUACUAUCAUGUCCAAGUUUAAUCCACCAAAUAAUCUUGUACCACUUAAAUCUGUGGAUCCUCCCAAGCCUCCCAUAGUAACAUUCACGACCAAAAGUUUAAAGAGAUUGCCGUUGCCACCUGGCAUUAACCAAAAUGAUUUAGAAAGCAUAGAUUCCCCCCCAAGCCGUUCUCCAAGUCCUCCUAGCAAAGCGCAAUUAAAGGUCCCAGUAUCAUCAACAAAGCCACUGCAAAAAAGGAGUAUCAAGGAUCUGCCAAUGCCGCCAGUCGUACCUGGAUCGGAGGACUUGAGUGGCGAGGACGAUCCAAACGCAACGCCGCCGCGUUUGAAGGUCGAACGAGUGGCACCAAAGCCGAAAUUGAAAAGACCAAAAAUAUUGAAACGCAGAGGAUCGCGAAACUGUCAUACUCCUAUGUCGGCUUCCGGUGGCAAAGAUUGGGGCGAACGAUGCGUUGAUGUGUUCGAGUUUAUUGCGCAGAUUGGAGAGGGUACAUAUGGACAGGUGUACAAGGCAAGAGAUAAACGAUCCGGUGUGAUGGUAGCAUUGAAAAAAGUUCGACUUGAAAACGAGAAAGAAGGCUUUCCUAUUACUGCAGUCAGAGAAAUAAAGAUUCUGCGACAGCUUAAUCACAAAAACAUUGUUAAUCUUAGAGAAAUCGUCACUGAUAAGCAAGACGCCCUGGAUUUUCGCAAGGACAAAGGCUCCUUUUAUCUAGUUUUCGAAUACAUGGACCAUGAUUUGAUGGGUCUGCUGGAAUCCGGUAUGGUGGAUUUCAACGAGAUGAAUAAUGCUAGUAUCAUGAAACAGUUGUUGGAUGGUUUAAAUUAUUGUCACAGCAAAAAUUUUUUGCACCGGGAUAUCAAAUGCUCAAAUAUAUUGAUGAAUAACAAGGGUGAGGUUAAACUGGCUGAUUUUGGAUUGGCACGACUUUAUAACGCAGAGGAUAGACAGAGACCGUACACCAAUAAGGUAAUCACUCUGUGGUAUAGACCUCCUGAACUUUUGCUGGGAGAAGAACGUUAUGGGCCUGCGAUUGAUGUCUGGAGUUGCGGAUGUAUUUUGGGAGAAUUAUUUUCCAAGAAACCUUUAUUUCAGGCCAACGUAGAUCUGAUGCAAUUGGAAAUGAUUUCGAGGGUUUGUGGAACACCAACUCCUGCUGUUUGGCCUUCUGUGAUAAAAUUACCACAUUGGCAUACACUUAAGCCAAAAAAGCAGCAUAGAAGACGUCUGAGGGAGGAUUUUGCGUUUAUGCCAGGAGCAGCCUUGGAUCUCCUGGAUAAAAUGUUAGAAUUGGAUCCUGAGAAACGGAUUACGGCAGCCGAUGCGCUUAAGAGUGCUUGGUUGAAAAACGUUCAGCCCGAACAGAUGCCAGCACCACAACUUCCGACUUGGCAAGAUUGUCAUGAACUUUGGAGCAAAAAGCGGAAGCGCUUGUUACGGGAACAGCAAGAGAGUGUUGCAGCAAAGUUGCCUCCUCUUCUUCCAUAUCCGAAUAAAGGGGGUCCCAACAAGGAUGAUCUAUCAGAUGUCGGGGGUCGUUCGAACACGACCAUGGCAAUAACGCAGAACAAUGGAAAAUAGAAGCACGAAACAUCCUUCUCUGUUCGUGGCUUCGCUCUACAGAGAUUGUUUAUUCUUAAACGAUUGAUUUAAUAGACUGUGUGAGAUAUACUUAAAUGUAUAUUUUUCAAGGCAUAUGCAACAUGCCUCGGCGAUAAUAUUUUAUUAUAAUAAAAUAUGUUAUAUUACUCUUAUAACUCUUUGGCUACGUUUUGUAAAUUUUUUUAAAUUUGAAAAAACUUUGACAAAUAAGAUAAAGCUUACUAUGAUACAGAUCAAUUUUAUUACUUUUAUACUGAUUUAAUAUAAAAAGACGAUGUAAUAAAUUAUUAGUGAAAUGUAGUCUUUCUUUAUAGCUUCUUAUUACAAAACUUUAUGAUUUCAGUUAUAUGAUAUUUAAGUUAUGUAACUGUAAAAUGUAUACGAUAUUUGUGUAGCUAAAGGGUUAAUUAUCGUCCCACUAUCCAUAUCAAGUUAAUUUUACAAAAAUUAAAUGAUUAUUAUAAUUAUAUUAUUAUAAUUCUCUAUAUGCCUAAUAAUCAUUUACAACAUACAAUGCUCUAUACAAGAGGAAAGUAUACAUCCUAGUAAUUACUGUGAUUCAGUCUACCAUUCGUUUUUAAGGAUGAUUGUAAAAAUUAAAUUAUCGAUUUAUUCAGUUUAGAUAUAUAUAUACAUGUUUCGUCAAUGUAUACAAAAAGAGAACGCGUACAUGUAUACAAAACUAUACUAUAAAUACAUACAUCGCACGCGUGCACACACACGCGCGCACGCGCACGCACGCACAUAUUUGCAAAAAAGAAUAUAUAAUAUGCAUGUGCUCAUUCAUAUAAUCGAAUGAGAAGUAUUUAUGUAUAAUUUUUGCGCACAUGCAUACUAAUUUAGAUUCUUUUAGACAUUGAUUUAUACCAUCUCUAUAUACAUAGAAAUUCAAAGAAAUACUGAUUGUAAAUAAAUAUAGAAGUCACGUCAAUGUGAUUUCUCCUUGCUAAUGUUUAUAAAAAAAACGUUAAGUACCUAUAGUUAGAGCGUAAAAUGACGAUCUGUAUAAAUAGAUGAGCUAUAAGCUCUAUAAUGUAAAUAUAUAUAGGACAUACAAAAUAUACAGGACAUGCUGCAUCGGAAGAUCGAAGAAGACGAAUAUGAGAAGAUCAGAAUUAAAGUUGUGAAGAUGUUAGCCUACUGUUAACUUUAUUUAUAAUUAAUCCAAUUUAUUCAAACAUUCACAUUUUCGGCGUACAUUAAUCAUCUCUUAGCCACUGUAUUACAAUUUAGUGAUUCGUAUUAUAGAUAGUUAUGAUGACUUUUUUGCAAGAUACAAACAGCGAAUCAAUGUGUAUUUAUUUAGUAUUUUUUUUUGCAUGUGCGUUACUUUAACUGACACUGUCGAUAAAAUUCAGUCUUGGAUGUUUCCUAAUGUAAUGUCAUAGCAAUAUUGUAAAAUAAUAUUCGAAUGCUGCAAUAUAUUAUAUUUAAAUAUAUUCAAAGACAUUACUUAAAAUGUCUUUAUGAGCAGUAAAUAAAUCUUUAAAGAUAUCCAAACAUUCUUUAAUUUUUUUAGUUAGUGAUUUUUUUACUUUUAUUCUCAUAUAUCAUGUACUAAUAUUUGUUUUAAAAAAUCAACAAGCAGCACUCGAUAAUUAUCAUGAAAAAUACUUAUUUACCAGCGUUUACAGAUUCAUACAUGUAAAAUAAUCAUAAAAAAUAUAUGUUACUGUUUCUUUCUCUACUUAUUCCACAAAUAUUUUGACACGUUUCCGCUAUUUUUAAAAAUAAAGCAGGUAAAUUAAA
Messenger RNA from Monomorium pharaonis (pharaoh ant), 6063 nucleotides. RefSeq names its product cyclin-dependent kinase 12 (gene Cdk12). Gene Ontology annotation, cellular component: nucleus; cyclin/CDK positive transcription elongation factor complex. The transcript has 9 exons. Gene Ontology annotation, molecular function: ATP binding; RNA polymerase II CTD heptapeptide repeat kinase activity; cyclin binding. The record is from RefSeq and is a predicted model, not a curated record. The coding region runs from base 397 to 4293 and encodes 1298 amino acids. Gene Ontology annotation, biological process: protein phosphorylation; transcription elongation by RNA polymerase II; positive regulation of transcription elongation by RNA polymerase II. Lineage: Eukaryota; Metazoa; Arthropoda; Insecta; Hymenoptera; Formicidae.